UGUUCGGUAUUCUUUUUAUAAACUUUUUACUACUUUUAAUAUUUUCAUAUUAUAAUUACAAUGGGUAAACGAAGUCAAAUUUCUCAUAAACAAAAGGCUAAACCUCACAGUUCUCAAAAUGUUAGUCAAAAUUUAACACAAAGAACUUUGGAGGCAAGUUUUGCAAAUUCCCAAAAUGAACCAGCUGAGUCUUUUGAAGAAACUGUGAAUAAAGUAGUUCGGUAUGUUAUUUAUAAUGCAGGAAGUAAUUUGCCUAUUAGAAAAAUUGAUUUACUGAAGCAUGUAUUACCUGGUAUAGGAAAACGUUAUGAAAAUAUUAUGACUGAAGCAACAAACGUUUUGAAUGAAGUUUAUGGCUUUGAUUUACAUGUGUGUGAUCAGUCUGUUUCAAAUAAACAAUACAUUGUUAUAAACAUUCUUCCUUACAUGCGAACCACUAAUGAAGAUAAACACACUCCUAAAGAUGGAAAGCAAAUCAUAAUUUUGCUUGUAUUGACUCAUGUGUUUAUGUCAAACGAUAAUGCACCAGAAGAAACAAUAUUUAGAUUUUUGCAAUCCUUUGAACUAGAUCUGUCAAUUAAACACGAAUUAUUUGGAAAUAUAAAAGACUUUAUUAGAAAUGACAUGGUUAAACAGAGAUAUUUAUCAGUAAGUGUUGAUGAACAUACAAGAAAAAUCAGUUACUCAUGGGGUACUAGGGCUGAAACUGAUGUUUCAAAAGCAAAAAUACUUCAGUUUGUUUGUAAUGCUUUCACAUGUAACUGA
Agrilus planipennis (emerald ash borer) is the source of this 765-nucleotide messenger RNA. Its product is annotated as non-structural maintenance of chromosomes element 3 homolog. NCBI's taxonomy places the organism in Eukaryota, Metazoa, Arthropoda, Insecta, Coleoptera, Buprestidae. Gene Ontology annotation, cellular component: nucleus. The record is from RefSeq and is a predicted model, not a curated record. Bases 61 to 765 code for a protein of 234 amino acids. The transcript has 4 exons.